AUGGCGGCCGAUAAAGUAGCAACUGGAGUGCUUGCGCCUCACCGCGUCCAGAAACCGCGCCAAUCUCGUGCUCGCGGCUUGCGCACUUCUACAGCCUCACGUGCCGCCAGCGCCGAGUCAAGUGUGAUGAAGGUCGGCCUCCAUGAGCUUGGUACGCGCCCUCCUGGGAAUGUUCACAGUGACGUGAACUCCGGUGUAGCUCCGGAUCAGCAUCCUGCCGAGGCGGCUCUGGACCCGUCAGUUCUGGACACUCUCAAUGCUUCAGAGGACCAUGACCAGUCUAGCGAUGCUUCUUCUGAGAAUACUGAGGACCAGGCAGUUGAGCUUUACCACGACGGGAAUGGUUUCCAGGCCUUGCAGGCUUUGUCUGAAGGCAAUGAACCUGUAGUCGACAUAGCAUCGACCAGCCAGGAGCUAUUUGUCGAUAAUGGAAUGUUUUCAAAUGGCACACCUUUUGCAGAUUUUGACACCUCUUCUUUCACGUUUUCUUCGGCUGUGUCUCCUGGAACUGCACCUUUCCAAUGGUAUGAUCUUCUCGCCCAGGAUGCGUUGGACAAUCUGGACAAACACUCGUUCUUGAAUCAAGACACCCAGUGGAAUUUUGACCCAAGAAGUCUGUCUCGAAGACCUAGCAUUUCCCAGAUCGCCCAAACCAACGUGGACUCCGGUAACGUAGGUCCAGGAACUGGGACACAACCUGAGACCCAUAUCGCAGCCGUGCAAGACCUUACGAAAGUUACCAACAAUUUGAACCCUGCCUGGAACACUCAAGAACCCAUUAUUCUCCAAGCCGAUGAAGCUCUUUAUAUGCAACACUAUGUCAGAGAGGUGGCUCCUGUUCUUGACUUGUUUGACCCGUCUAAGCACUUCGGCAAUGUUGUCCCACAUCUAGCACUGAGAAAUAUUGGCUUGAUGAAGGCACUUCUUGCGGUCGCUGCCAGACACGUAUCAUUGGACACGAUACACACUGUUUCCAAUAUGUCACCAACCUCUGGUGGAACAAGAGAAUUUUUCGAUUCCCAUAAAACCCACAGGCAAGCUGCCACUCAGUACUAUUAUGAGACAUUAGGUUAUCUGGCGAGAUCAAUGCAACUACCAAGUUAUACCCGAAGCUCGGAAAUACUUGCCACAGCCAUCAUGAUCAGUACCUAUGAGAUGUUCGAUGGCUCAAGAGAUGAAUGGGAUAGACAUCUUCGUGGUGCUUUCUGGAUACAACGGUCCCAAGACAAUGAUGGGGAAUCGCGGGGCAUCCGAGAAGCAGUUUGGUGGGCUUGGGUGAGACAAGAUAUCUGGGCAGCAAUACGGGAACGAAGACGUACCCUGACAAUUUGGAGGCCCAAAAAACCAUUAGCACACCUGAAUUCAGAUGAGCUUGCGACAAGAGUUGUUUACUUGUUGGCAAAGGCAAUCUCCUAUGCAUCCAAAGAGGCUGCCGAAUCACAAGAUCUAGGUAAGAGACUCGAGGAAGGUAAUGUUCUGCUUCAGACCUUAGAAGAGUGGUUUGCUGCACUUCCAAAGUCCUAUCAACCUAUAAUCAGUGCCUCGGACUCUGACGAAGUAUUCGAGUCGAUCUGGAUUCACCCACCUUCCCACGCUGCAGCGAUUCAAUCAUACUGCCUUGCCAAGAUCCUUAUUUCGCUCAACAAGCCCUCUGCGGGGAGUUUGUCUUCCUAUCACGAAUGUCAAAACAUCCUCAGAGAUGCGUCAAAGACGAUCUGUGGUCUAGCUAAGGCUCCACACGCCAGUGACCCUGCAUCAGCCUUUAUUAGUUUCCAGUGUUUAUUUGGUGGUAAGUAUUGA
This is a messenger RNA of Exophiala bonariae, 1800 nucleotides long. RefSeq lists its product as uncharacterized. Bases 1 to 1800 code for a protein of 599 amino acids. Gene Ontology annotation, biological process: positive regulation of transcription by RNA polymerase II. The record is from RefSeq and is a predicted model, not a curated record. NCBI's taxonomy places the organism in Eukaryota, Fungi, Ascomycota, Eurotiomycetes, Chaetothyriales, Herpotrichiellaceae. Gene Ontology annotation, molecular function: DNA-binding transcription factor activity; transcription cis-regulatory region binding. Gene Ontology annotation, cellular component: nucleus. The transcript has 3 exons.